ACUCGAGUUUAAAAUCGCUCCUGACAGAUCAUUUGCGUCAAAUCACACGAGCACGCCGUCCAGAUAACAUCACCAGGGUGCAUGCGCAGUACGAACGACACGAGGUCGCAAUCAGUUCCUCAAAAAUUCGUAUAGUGGAUUAGAUUGAGGCGUCGGAAGGGGAUAAAGGAAGAUUACUAGCACAUCGUACGGUAAACGAGGAGGAUUCAACGCAAACAAGCAAAAAGAAUUAUUUCCACAACGUUCAUAAUCAUACUUGACAAAGCAAAGCAGUAAGAGCUACACAUCUUCAAAGAAUCUUUGAUAAGACAAGAAUCGUAAAAAUGAAAAAGUACACCCACUUAUUGCUCCUAUUAAUAAUGUUUAUAAAAAAUAUAAACGGUGUUCCGUCAAUGCUGACUUUCAAUUUGCUUCGGACGCGAAAAUCAAGCUCGCCAGAGAUUUUAGGAGGUCGCACGGCGAAAUGUGAAAAAGAAGGAGCCAUCGUGGACUUGCCAUUAGUCUCUCGCAUUCCUUGUAUGCGAUGUUUUUGUGAGGGCGGAGUUGUACGGUGCAAGAUAGAGAAAUGCCCUAAAAUCUUGCAUUGCAAUGGAAUCAUGGUGAAGAAGGCGAACGUCUGUUGUAGCGAAUGUCAAGAAAGCGAAAACUGCUUAUACGAAGGAAAGAAAUAUGAGAAUGGAGAUUCGUGGCCUGGUCGUCAAUGCACACAAUGUACAUGUAAAACAGGCGGUUAUUCCUGCAAGCCUAUAACGUGUAACCAACAUUUUGUCUGUCCAAAGGGUAUGAAAAAAGGAUUCAAGCCAGGAGCUUGCUGUGAGACUUGUAUUGAAGAGACCGAAAUGUGUACAUCAUUUGGGGACCCUCACUAUCAAACAUUCGACGGUCGAAUGUAUAACUUCCAAGGAAAAUGUAAAUACGUGUUUGCCAAAGAUUGCGCCACAAACAACUUUACGAUUCAAGUACGAAACGAAGGACGUCACUCCAGGACAUUUUCCUGGACAAAAUCCGUGUUUUUGCACUAUAAUGGCAUCGAGGUGGCACUACUCCAGAAUCUUCGCGUGAAAGUGAACGGUCAUGCUGUGGGUUUGCCUUAUGCUGAUCUAAAACCGGAUGUAUACAUCGCAAAGGAGAGCUACUUAAUCACGGUCAAUACCGCCAUUGGUGUCCAGGUUGUAUGGGACGGUGAUAGUUACACCGAGGUUCAUGUACCAAAAAGAUACAGGAACAAAACUUGUGGAUUUUGUGGAAAUUUUAACGGUGAUGCAAGCGAUGAUUUUCAAACACCAGAUGGUGAGGUGAAAGAGAACACGAAGGAAUUUGCUGUUAGCUGGCAAGUGCAUAACAACAAAAUGUCAAGUUGCGACAGCAAUGAAUCGGGCAACAACCCGCCCGCCUGCCGAGGUGCAAAGUUAUUGCAUGCCAGACUGCAAUGUCACGUGUUAAAGAAAGCAAAGUUUGCUAAAUGUCACAAUCUGGUGAACCCAAGGCCCCAUUUUCAAUCAUGCAUAAACGACAUGUGUCAUUGUCCUCGUUCACAAGUCCACUCUUGUUUAUGUCAGAGUUUAACCGCUUACGCUAGAGCGUGUCAAAGAAAGGGAAUAUUUAUACAAUGGCGGUCGACCAGCAGUUGUGGAGUUAAAUGUAAAGGCGGCAAAGUAUACGAUAAUUGUGGGCCCGCGUGUCGAAUCACGUGCAAGAAUAAAGAUCGCGCGAACAAAAUGUGCACGAAACCUUGUGUUGCGGGCUGUCAAUGCCCAGCGGGAAAAGUGUGGCACAAGAGGAAAUGUAUUUUACCGUCGAAAUGUCCAAAGUAGGUCCAAGAAACGAAAAGCUUUUGCCCAUUGAAACAUUGUGAACAGUGAAUUAGCCAUUUGAUGGCUUGUAUAAACACUUUAGUUAUAAAAUAACACAAUAUAAAAUCGUGGCAACAGAUGGUAGGUUCGGUAGGUAAGUAUAUUGAAUAGCCAAAAAGGUCGUUUUCAUCUUGGAAAAAAUUUCCCAUUGCCAGUUUUUGCUUCAACAUGAAGAACGUAUACAAAAAAGUUUGUAAAAUUUCUUCUGCCAAGUUUAUAAAAUCGUCAAAAUUUGCUAAAUAAUGAAGCGAGUGUUUUAAUCCUAAACUAAAAGGCAGAAAUCCAACGGGAAAAAUUUUCCAAGCACACACAAAAAACAACUUGUUUGCUGGUCAAAUAAUAAAUAAUAUUAAACCGAUUUAAAGCUCAAAGAAGAGCGCCAAGAUCUAACGACACAAUUUCUACGAGAAAACUUGCUGAAAAAUCAAAAUAAUUCAAUUAUUUUGUAGUUUCACAAGACGCGUAAUUUUACAUUGAGGCUAUUAUGUACACUAUGUUAAAAUAACUAUUGUAACAAGAUAAACUCACAAAUGUCAUAGUAGAACUCACAAGAGUUAAUAUCUAUAUUUCUCUACCAUUAGUAGGUUUUAAAUAUUUUAAAUUAUAUUUGAUCAUCUUUUUUAAAAGAAAUAUAUUUUUAUACGAGCGAA
Messenger RNA from Xenia sp. Carnegie-2017, 2503 nucleotides. RefSeq names its product BMP-binding endothelial regulator protein-like. The coding region runs from base 324 to 1814 and encodes 496 amino acids. The transcript has 10 exons. The record is from RefSeq and is a predicted model, not a curated record. Lineage: Eukaryota; Metazoa; Cnidaria; Anthozoa; Malacalcyonacea; Xeniidae. Gene Ontology annotation, molecular function: protein binding.